CGAGACGCCCUCGCUGCCCCCCGGGCAAGAUGGGAGACCCCUUCGGCCGCUGGAGCAGCCCCUCGGCCCGGAGCGACUACGACGACAGGUCCUCGUUCCGACCUUCCAACACCUUCGCCCGGCCCAGCGGGAAAAGCAUCUACAACCAGCGCAAGGACUACGGGCAGACCCUGCUCAAACCUCAGAACGACUUCCAGCACCACGUGGAGCACCUGCUGACGGUGCGCCUGGAGCGGGAUUUGCGCAGCCCCGAGGAUUGUUUGGGGCGGCUGAAGGCGUUGGAGGCGCAGGGGAGGAUUUGGGGACAGGACGUGAUCCUGCAGGUCAAGGACCAGCAGCUGGUGCUGAGCGAUGUGGAGAGCAAGGAGGAGCUGGAGUCAUUCCCGCUGGGAAGCGUCCAGGGCUGCACGGCCGGGCUGGAGAACGCGGUGCUGGCCGUGAGCGUGCAGGAUGGAGCCCCCGGGACCACCGUCCUGCUCUUCCAGUGCGAGAGACCCGGGGCAGAGGCGCUGAGGACCAGCCUGGAGAAGGUGCUGCGGCAGCGCAAGGAGGAGCAGAGGGGACACCCCGGCUACAGGAGCAGCCCGGACGUGCCGCCGAGCCGGCCCCCGUGCAGGGGCUCGGAGCCCCGGGCCCGAUUUCCACGUGCCCCCCCGCGUGGGCCGCCCCCAGCGUGGGCCGCCCCCAGCGUGGGCUGCCCCGCCAGGACUACAAUGCUCGGCCCAGCCCCAGCCCAGCCCAUGUCCGAGGUGGACCGAGACGUUGAGGUUCUGAACCACGUCCUGAGGGACGUGGAGCUCUUCGUGGCCCAGCUGAGGAUGUCCCUGGGCUCCCUCAGCCAGAAGAAGAAGAAGAAGAAGAAGAAGAACCCGGGUAGGAGGGAGGGAGCGGCCUUCACGGAUUUCUUCCAGAAGGUGAAAUGCCUGAACCUCUUGGGCCGGACCCACCGGCACGUGCAGGACCCCAACCCCGCCGAGCUGCUGCGGCUCCUCUUCUCAGCCCUGACCUUCGUGCUGUCCCAGUGCCCCAGCCCCGGCCUGGCCCCCUCGGUGGAGUCCCCGCUGCUGCUGCCGGAGGCGCUGGAAUUCCUGGAGCAGACCCUGGGAGAUGACGAUUACGGCACCUGGAAGAGCCUCGGCACCGCUUGGAACAGGGCCAGGGCCGAGUACCCCAACGCCGCCCUGGUGCCCGGCUACAUCCCGGUGUUCUCGGAUGGGUGGCUGCCCCCCCCGCUGGAGCAGGAGCGGCACGGGGGACUCCAGGACCCCCCAGCCCCCUCCCCAGGUCCCUCAGCUCUCCCGCGCCCCCAUUCCUGCCCGCGCCCCGCUGCCGCCCCCCCAGACCCUGCCCAGGGGCUGUUCCGAGCCCUCUACGACUUCCAGGCUCGGAAUUCCCAGGAGUUGAGUGUCAGGAAGGGGGACAAGCUGCAGGUCCUGAGCCAGCAGAAGAAGUGGUGGCUGGUGCAGGACGAGCGCGGGGACCGGGGACACGUCCCCGGCAACAUCCUGGAGCCCCUCCCGGGGCCGGAGCGCAGCCCCAGCGCCGGCCAGGACAGCCCCCCCACCCUGCGCCCCGACUCGUCUCCGGCGGAGGUGACGGCCUGGCUGACGGACAAGGGCUUCUCGCGGCUCACGGUGCGGACCCUGGGGGUGCUGCGGGGGCAGGAGCUGCUGCAGAUGAGCCCCGAGGAGCUGCGGGGCGUCUGCCCCGAGGAGUGGAGGAGGGUCCUCUUCAAGCUGUCGGCCGCCAGGACAUCCCUGGGGGUGAGGGACCACCCCCAGCCCUGA
This is a messenger RNA of Myiozetetes cayanensis, 1787 nucleotides long. It is a transcript of the gene EPS8L3, whose product is annotated as EPS8 like 3. Lineage: Eukaryota; Metazoa; Chordata; Aves; Passeriformes; Tyrannidae. The record is from RefSeq and is a predicted model, not a curated record. Gene Ontology annotation, biological process: regulation of Rho protein signal transduction; positive regulation of ruffle assembly; Rho protein signal transduction. Gene Ontology annotation, molecular function: actin binding. Gene Ontology annotation, cellular component: vesicle; plasma membrane; ruffle membrane.